AUGGAGCCCGAAGACCUGUCUUGGGACUCACUGAAGAUUAAAAGCAACGCAGACAAAGAUAGUACCAGACUUCUUCUCCUGAAGAUGCUGGACGAGGCCGACCUGCUUACCCAGUCCACCAGUUCCCUCGCAGACAGGAAGCGCCUGGCAGAUGAACUCAACUGUACCGUCCCACGCAUGCCGGAAGGCAUCAGAAAGGCUUUCACGAGCAACCCGAGUGACUGUAUUGACUCACUGACAAAAUUGGCCGUUUUCUGCAAACACAGCGACAUCCACAAGGUUGAGUACUACGAGAAAACCGCAUCACGCCUACUUCGCGACGAGUACUUCUACAUCGUUGAUAUCGACAGCAACUUCAAGGGGCCAUUCUUACUAUCCGACCUUCUUCGCGACGAAGGCGGAUUGUACAGCGACGGCACAAUCGAAGAACGAUUACUCGACUUCAACAAAUUUCUGAAGUGCCUCUACAAGUGCGAUUUCAAUAGCUUCCGCCACGAGGUCAGUCUCUGGUACGCCGAGACCAGCAGCGACGGCAUCUUCGAGAGCGUCGAGACAAAUCCAGUUAUUGACCAUGCGUCCUGGAUCUCGGCCAUGAUCGAGGAACAGAAUGCAUUACAAAAUGUUCCCGUGCCCUUUGAGUUCCAUAUCACCGACCCGAAUGGGUGUUCAUGUGCCUAUGACUGUGACUGUGGCUGGGCGUCUGAUGCUGACUCCAUGGCCUUGAGUGAUGACACUCUUGUCUGGCCAUAUUGA
Molecule: messenger RNA, 753 nt
Organism: Penicillium atrosanguineum
Lineage: Eukaryota; Fungi; Ascomycota; Eurotiomycetes; Eurotiales; Aspergillaceae
Product: Ammonium transporter 1
Exons: 2
Coding region: 1-753 (250 amino acids)
Source: RefSeq, a predicted model, not a curated record